Messenger RNA from Alnus glutinosa, 1717 nucleotides. Its product is annotated as cysteine-rich receptor-like protein kinase 25. Gene Ontology annotation, biological process: protein phosphorylation. The record is from RefSeq and is a predicted model, not a curated record. Gene Ontology annotation, molecular function: ATP binding; protein kinase activity. Bases 27 to 1595 code for a protein of 522 amino acids. The transcript is spliced from 5 exons. NCBI's taxonomy places the organism in Eukaryota, Viridiplantae, Streptophyta, Magnoliopsida, Fagales, Betulaceae.
GACUGCAGAGAUCGAUCGAUUAACUGAUGAACGAACCCUGCCCAAAAAUGACUUCUUUCAAAUUUCUUAUAUUCCUUUCGUCUCUCUUCGUGAUUUCGUUGCUUAGCCUUGCCAGUGGCAAUGAAGCAGCACCCACUUACAAAUAUAACUUUUGCUCAGGGCCAGACGCAACCUUCACCGCCAACAGCAUCUACCAAUCCAAUCUCGACCUCGUCCUCUCUUCUCUUUCCUCUAAAGCCACUCCGGUCACUGGGUUCUCCAACGCCUCCGCUGGCGAGGUCUCCGGGCUCUUUUUGUGCCGUGGCGACGUCAACACCCCAGUCUGUCAAGACUGCGUUGCCUACGCAGCCAAAGAGAUACUAGGACGCUGCCCCCUUCAGAAAGGGGCUAUAAUAUGGUACGACGAGUGCUUGUUACGUUACUCCAACUUCUCCAUCUUCUCCACCAUUAACUACGAUCCCAGGCAAACCCUGCCGAACCCGCAGUCUAUCCAAGAGGCAGAUAGAGAGCGCUUCAGUCGGUUGAUGGACAGCACAUUGAUUUCGUUGGCGACCCGUGCGUCGGAUUCUGUGACUGGAAAGAAGUUUGCGACGAAGGAAGUGGAAUUCAACAGUUCACUGUCCGCGUCACAGACGUUGUACAGCCUCGUGCAGUGCACGCCGGACCUGAGUGUGUACGAUUGCUAUAAAUGUCUCCGAGUCACCAUAGGAACUCUUCCUUCGUGCUGUGAUGGAAGUCAAGGCGGAAGGGUUCUGCUACCAAGUUGUAAUAUUAGAUUUGAAGUGUACCCAUUUUACAACUUCACACCUGCUUCGCCUGCACUUCCUCCUCUUCCUCUUCCUCCAGCCAGCACAAUUACAACCAUAGAAUCCUUGAAAUUUGAUUUGGCUACAAUAGAAGCUGCCACACACAAAUUCUCAGAUGACAACAAGCUGGGAGGAGGUGGAUUUGGUGAGGUUUACAAGGGUAUAUUACCCAAUGGACAAAAAAUAGUUGUGAAAGGGUUGUCGAUGAAUUCAAAACAAGUUGCAGAUUCAGGGGAAUUUAAGAAUGAGGUUAUUUUGCCAGCCAAGCUUCAACAUCGAAACCUUGUGAGAUUAUUGGGAUUUUGCUGGGAAGGAGAAGAAAAAAUACUCGUCUAUGAAUUUGUGUCCAACAAAAGCCUUGACUAUUUUCUAUUUGACUCUGAAAAGCAAAGAGUAUUAGAUUGGUCAAAAAGACACAAGAUUAUUGAAAGAAUUGCUCGAGGAAUCCUUUAUCUUCAUGAAGAUUCUCAACUUAGAGUUAUACAUCGUGAUCUUAAAGCUAGCAACAUACGACUAGAUGAGGACAUGAAUCCAAAAAUUUCAGAUUUUGGUGUAGCAAGAAUUUUUGGAGUUGAUCAAACUGAAGGAAAUACUAGUACAAUUGUUGGGACAUACGGUUACAUGUCUCCAGAAUAUGCACUACAUGGACAAUUUUCUGUGAAGUCCGAUGUAUACAGUUUUGGUGUCCUAAUACUAGAGAUUUUAAGUGGCAACAAUAUCUCUUCUUUCUAUCAAUCAGACACCGCUACAGACCUGUUGACCCAUGUGAGUAUGAAAAACAUAUUAUGAUAUUUUCUUUUUUUGGGUAUUAUAGUUUAUCUCUUCAAACUACAACAUCAUUUUCAGUUACAUUUCUAAAAUACGACUAACUGUAAGUCGGACUAACAAAUUACUAACAUAUUAUGAGUUAC